Messenger RNA from Tripterygium wilfordii, 2009 nucleotides. Its product is annotated as pentatricopeptide repeat-containing protein At3g42630. The record is from RefSeq and is a predicted model, not a curated record. Gene Ontology annotation, molecular function: protein binding. The coding region runs from base 67 to 1350 and encodes 427 amino acids. The transcript has 3 exons. Lineage: Eukaryota; Viridiplantae; Streptophyta; Magnoliopsida; Celastrales; Celastraceae.
UCGACAAUUAUUCUCUCGAAAAUAAGUAGCUUGUUUUGUGCAAGAAUCGAUCCUCCCGAAUUGGUAAUGUCGUGCGUCGCACUUUCAAUUCCGAAGACCCCAGGAUUGAGGAAGGAUGUCGGGGCUCCGCUACCUAUUGGGUCUCGCCGCCGCCGCGAUGUGCGGCUCAAUAAAUCGUUAACGACUCCAGAGAUAUUCUGUCAGCAGAAGCCAGAAAGCAAUGUUUCUGGAGGAGACACUUUUGUUGAUUGUUCUUCAUUAAUACAAAACCUAAGUAGGAAAAGAAUGCCCCAUCUAGCUCAGCAGCUUUUACUAGAGGUGAAAUCUGAAGGUUUUCUGCCUAACAAGAAUUCACUGUCUGCUUUGAUUCUCUGUUAUGCUGACAAUGGCCUUUUACCCCAAGCACAAGCAGUUUGGGAUGAAAUGUUAAAUAGUUCUUUUGUUCCCAAUGUUCGACUAGUUUCGCAAAUAUUUGAUGCUUAUGGGAAAAUGGGGUGUUUUGAUGAAAUAAACAACAUUGUGGAUCAAUUAAGUUUGAGGUAUCCCAACUUGUUGCCUAAGGUUUACUCACUGGCUAUCUCUUGCUAUGGGAAGUUGGGAAAGCUUAGGUUAAUGGAGGAAACUCUGAAGAAGAUGGUUUCAAGGGGCUUUAUGGUAGAUUCUGCCACUGGAAAUGAUUUUAUUCGAUACUAUAGCAUUUUUGGCUCUUUGGCGGAGAUGGAAACCGCUUAUCACCGUCUUAAAGGAUCAAGACAUCUAAUAGAGGAAGAAGGAAUCAGGGCGAUGUCAUUUGCGUAUAUAAAGGAAAGGAAAUUCUAUGAGUUGGGUGAGUUCCUUCGAGAAGUUGGUCUUCGUAGAAAAAAUGUUGGUAACCUUUUAUGGAAUCUUCUACUGCUAUCCUAUGCUGCCAAUUUCAAAAUGAAGAGUUUGCAAAGGGAGUUUCUCAGCAUGUUGGAAGCUGGUUUCCAGCCCGAUCGCACUACAUUUAAUAUACGAGCUGUGGCUUUUUCAAAAAUGUCUUUGUUCUGGGAUCUCCAUCUUUGUCUUGAACACAUGAGAUGUGAAAAAGUUGUUCCUGACCUCGUGACUUAUGGUUGUCUUGUCGAUGCAUACCUCGAUAAAAGAAAAGCAAGAAAUUUGGACUUCGUUAUAAACAAAAUGAACUUGGAUGAUCCUCCAUUAGUUUUGACAGAUCCAUUUGUGUUUGAAGUUUUGGGCAAGGGAGAAUUCCACUUGAGCGCAGAGGCAUUUAUGGAGUUUAAGAGGCAACGAGGCUGGACUUACCGUGAGCUUAUUGCAGUAUAUCUCAAGAAACAGUACCGAAGGGACCAGAUCUUUUGGAAUUAUUGAUUCUUAAGUCAAUUCUGAAGCAAAAGAGCUUAGUUUCAACAAAGAGCUUCCAGCUAUCACUACGUCCAUCCAAUAAAUAUGGUCAUUUUUGCCAAAGAGCUACAUCCUUCUAGAUAUUCCAUGGGUCAAAAGUGAUACUUAAAUUUUGACGGGGAAAAUUGUCAGCGUCGUGUUGUACACGGAGCCUACUUGAAGUGAUUGCAGCCGGACUCAUUAGUGAAGAAAACUGCACUGUGCAAAUAAUCAAGGUACGAAAUUUGUGUGAAUAUCUAGCUUUUGAGAGUUAUAGCAGUUAAAGUCACUCAAUGGAAAUGUUCGCCUUUGGGAUGAAGAUUGAUGAGUAGGCACUUGAGCAUGGAACUGAUGAGAUUCGUGGGAACAUGGAACUGUAUGCGGUUGAUACCUUGAUUGUCUUUUUCUUCUUCAUUAUUUUUGGCAUUUCCUUAUAUUUAGAUCAUUUUUUUUGUUUCCCUUGUACACUCCAUGAUUAUAAUGCUUGCGCAUCCAAAUUCUUAACCACCAGUGUAUUUAAAUCAGGAGAUGCAUGUGAUUCCAUGUAGCAUGUAAUUCUAGACAUGCUUUUCCAAAUGAAAGUGUUUCAUUCUAUGUUUCUACCAAACAUAUAGAGUAUGAAAAGACUAGCCAAACAAUUUGAUAAA